AUGAACCGAACCGGGAACACAAGGCAGGGAGGCCGCCGCGCAUCUGCCGGCGGGCACCGAGCCGAACUCUACAACCUCCCACCGACGACCGCCCCUAACACCCCCCCCCCCCCCCCCCCGCCAUCUCAGCCAUCCCAGCCAUCGAACACAAUCGAUACCACCCCCGGCCUCAUCUCCGACAUCAAGGGCCUCCUCACACAGAUCGAAGCGCAACACCAGUCCAGCCCACCCACCGCUCCGGGCUGGGUGACGACCGCCCACCGGAUCAUCGCCGCCGGCGACGCGGCCCAGAACGAAUUCGACCGCCGGCAGUUCGCCCACCAGGCCAAGCUCCAGAACCUGCAUGUCCAGCUCAAGGGCGUCACGCUGGAGAUGAUGGGGCUGAUGGCUAGGCUGGAGCAGUUGAGGGCGGAGCUGGAUGAGGCGCACUUGGGGGCUGCGAGGGGUGCAAAUGGUGCGGUGUGGCGGGCGACGCGGAUGGCGGUGGAUGUGUUGAUCGAGGCGCACCAGGGAGAUAACGAGGGGUGUGCGGGGGUCAGGAAGGAGUUGGAGGGGCUGGACGACGUGCAUGAUCUUAAGGCUGCUUCGGAUGUCGAGUGA
This is a messenger RNA of Aspergillus aculeatinus CBS 121060, 600 nucleotides long. RefSeq lists its product as uncharacterized. Bases 1 to 600 code for a protein of 199 amino acids. The record is from RefSeq and is a predicted model, not a curated record. The transcript has a single exon. Lineage: Eukaryota; Fungi; Ascomycota; Eurotiomycetes; Eurotiales; Aspergillaceae.